AAACAGCUGGCAUUUUAUUCAUACGAAAACAGUUUCAUACAUGUCCAAAUAAUGAUGGCUGCCAUACUUCAUCUGAUCUCCAUGGCGACUUAUCUUUCUUAUGUGCAAGUGGUGUUCACAAGGAAGGCUUCAUUAGCCUCAGAACUUGACUUAUUAUGGAACAAAUACGGAGAGGUCAGAGGUCAAUUGGCAAUUUUGGAAUCCGAAACAUCAUUAGAUAGGAACAAGAUCGAGUCUUUUCAGCAACAGCUGACCGCACUACAAGACACUAUCACUGACAUUGAAGGGGAGGUAACGCAGAUAGCGGCUGAUCUAAAGGUUAUUCUUUCAUUGGGUACAGCACAGGACGACGAAACAAAUCAUACAGAUAAUCCAGUCUGGAAAGAUUUUUCAUUUAUAUUGAAACGAGGCUCUGUUCAGAUGAACGCGUCCUAUAUCGUCCACACUGUUGACAUAGAAACCGACGGUCCAUUUUCACAUAUUUGGUACGACAACCACAUUCCUAUUCUAGAUGAUGAUUUGUUUACCCGUGUCGAUUUCUCAGGAGAAAAUAUACACACUUUGGAACUCCGUGGUAUUCAGUCCUCCGCUAUCCGGGACGGACAAAAAGAAAUCUCCCUCGAAAUCGAAAAUAAAAUCGAUGGCAUAAUUUUCCGGUUUAACAGCGUUAAACACAGUUUUGUUCGUGUAUAUGAUUAUCCACUGACGUACAGAGUCGGACCGCUUCAUCCACAAACUAAUGUUACAUCCGGUAGCUUUGAAUUGCGAUCGGAAGUACUUCGAAACAGAGAAAUUACCCCGUCCGUGAAUUUUUUCGGACUCAACGGAAGUCAGUUUCCUUACAAGUCGGUAACUGCCAGAAGUUGGUUGGGUUCGGACGGGGUACCACAGGGACCAGGAAAGAUACUCAACAUAACGAAUGGUUCAAAAGAGCGAGGUACGUACAAGUUUACGUUCGACAUUCUUGAGAUGGUUUAUGAUAACGGCGGGAUCUUCUCUUACAUUGUUACCAUCCCAAGGUUUGAUGACGUGUUCAGAAGUGUGAAGUACGUCAUGCACGACCCGGAAACAUUGAGACAUGAUGUUGCUACAUUACCCGAGGGGUCUAUGGUUUUCCUCAGAGAUUUGUUUCCAAGAGAAUUCAAACUUGGUGUUGGAGAUAGUAGCUUGUUACACUGUUCGGCGAUGGGCAAUCCAAAACCAAGAAUGGCCAUUCUUAAAUUGAAGCGAGACGGUCACGAGACUACUACAGGGUAUUCGUCGGUUGUGAUGAAAAGGAAAUACAUCACAACCGUUAUGCUCGUGGUCAAACCGACGGUACCGGAAGUAGCAAACAUCAGUUUCGUAUGUGCAGCAACUUCAGAUGGAAGAGAACGCAGAUUAUCGUUACCGACGAAAAUUGUUGUUCCGCCAAGAUUCCUCAAAUAUGAGGUUUACCGAGGAUUGGAAGAAAAUGUUAUUGUGCAGCUCUUUGUGGAACGUUCAGAUCCUCCGAAACCUUCGGUCAGCUGUCGAGAGAAUGACGACUGGGGGGACUUUAUCUGGGGGAAGAGUCCUAUGUAUACGGCCAACGAGACUUCAACGACAACCGGAUAUAUCGUCACCUUCAACGUCAACAUGGCGGCAACUACCACUCCGCCAACCAGAUUUGUGUGCGAGGUUUUCAGCGUCAAUGGACAUGACAGAAUUAUUGUACCGAUCCAUCUGUAAUUAACCACAGUUUAAAUCUGUGAUGUACCAUGAAUCAUAUGUUACUCUGACAGACAUGAAGUGGUAUCUUAUCGAAGCUAGCAGAUAUCUCAUAUAUUUUAGAAUGGAAAAUAUUAUUUCUUACCCGUCCAUCAAUGUAUUCAAAUCCUGAACGUUUACUGGAAUCGAUUUCACGGCCCAGUGCUGAAUACAAGAUUGACACAUUUGAUCCUUGUAUUACUUAAUACGUUCAUGAAACAUCUGUAGCAAUUAAACAAAUUAGUUAU
Mizuhopecten yessoensis (Yesso scallop) is the source of this 1976-nucleotide messenger RNA. RefSeq lists its product as uncharacterized. The coding region runs from base 52 to 1710 and encodes 552 amino acids. The record is from RefSeq and is a predicted model, not a curated record. Lineage: Eukaryota; Metazoa; Mollusca; Bivalvia; Pectinida; Pectinidae. The transcript is spliced from 6 exons.